AUGAGCUCCAGGCAUCGUGACCCGUGCAAGAGCCCUUCGUUGCGUGCCGCAACGCCGCGGACCCCGCGCCGAGCGCAACUGCGCGCGUCGUCAGAGUCAACCUCACCGAGGUGCAGCAGCGGCUCGGCGCCGGGCCUUAUUGUGACGCGGGGUUUGUAUAAAGUUCUUGAGGAGGAGAUGCAGGAGCGACCUUCGGCGAGGCAGGCGAGCUCACGGGGCGGCGGACAGGGCGCUCGCCCCAAUUUUCUCUUCUGCUACCUCUGUGGACUACAGUUCGGCUCCGCCAGCUUGCCCAUCCAUCAACCGCAGUGCUACGUCAAGAAGCUCAUUGAGUGGGAGCGCAUGGAUCCGGCAAGGCGAGGCCCAAGGCCGCUGAACCCGGAGGAGCACGAAAAACAGAUGAAGGAGUGGACCACGCUUGGUGGGGCCAGCGGCGCCAGCGCAGGAGGCAGACUGAGGCGCAAGCAGCUCGACCGCUUCAAUGAGCUGCAGAUUGAGCACUUCAACACGAAUAUGCUUUUAAAGUGCGGAAACUGUGGACGGACGUUUCUUCCGGACCGCUUGGAGGUUCAUCAGCGUAGUUGCAAACCGGGCGCGGCAAGUGCGUCGCGGCCGGUAACCCGCCCAUCCGCUGGCCGAAACGCGUGCGGAAACCCCCCGAGGAAGACACGGAGUGAAUCUGCUCCUGCUCGUUCUAGCCCAAAGUCAACUGGGGCUGUGCCGUUGGACGAACGGCCAUUGCCGGUCGCGGCGCAGGACGCCGCCCUGACAGAGACGGCGCGAUCGUCUGCGCCCGCGACACCUCAACCGCAACCUGCAGGCGUUCCUCUUGUGAGUUCCGUCGCGUUGGGGAAUGACUCGUUAGCGGAAACGCCACCUCGUGUGGAUGCGCCGUUUUCUCUGCAAGAAGACACGGAUGGUGAUGAGGGCACCAACGUCGGUGGUGACGCCGCGGCUUCCGCUGCACCCGAUGCACCAGAUGCCACAUCUUCAGUGGCGCGAAGACUGACCACCGUGAAUGCAAAAAGUUCAGUCCAGCCGGAGGAGGCGCUGAGGGGCAGCGCAGUUGCUGUGGCGGUGGAGAAGCAAAGUACAAGUAAUGAAGCCCAAGAAACCCCUAAGCAAAGCGCCGUUUCGCUGGGCUUGACGGAUGACGGCAGACGCGAGAACCCUCCUGUGGACGAUGCGUUGCCAAGUGCUGGCAGCGAUGCCACCGACCCUGCGGCAGCAACAGCCGCUUUUGCUUCGGCCCCGACUUGGGAUGAUUCCCAACCGUGUGAUGAUGACGCUGCCGUACAGAGGCGCGUCGUAAAAAUUCCCUUGAACAAUGUGUCUCGCUUCAAGAACGUUGCCUCUCGCUUGCAGGCGGACUUGCAUAAGGCGGAGGAGCUGCCAAGGUGCCGCUUUUGCAACCGAACCUUCAACGUUGGACGCCUGGCGAAGCACGAGGAUGUAUGUCUGGAGCGCAAUAAACCGCGCCCCCGCAAUUCCGCCUCCGCGGACCAUCACCCGCUGGCUCCCGCUGCCGCCCAUGAGGCAAACAAGAAACAUGGACGUGACACUCCUCGUGGCGGGCGCACCGGGUCUGGGGCCGGGCGGCAGCAGCAGCAGCCGCCGCCGCCGCCGCCGCCGGAAGACGCGUCACCUCCAACCGCGUCCGCCCCCGGCGUUGCCACCGCAAAAAGUGCCCGCUCUCCCCCGCAACCUAAGAGCGGGACGGCGAUGCGGCGUGGCUCCACUGAGGGCAAAAAGCUGCGAUUUUGCUUUGAGUGUGGUGUAAAGCUUCAUGCCGGGACUCAACGGUUCUGCGCGGAGUGUGGGACAAAACUAAUUUUGUAG
Molecule: messenger RNA, 1839 nt
Organism: Trypanosoma conorhini
Lineage: Eukaryota; Euglenozoa; Kinetoplastea; Trypanosomatida; Trypanosomatidae
Exons: 1
Coding region: 1-1839 (612 amino acids)
Source: RefSeq, a predicted model, not a curated record